AUGCGCUAUUUGGCAGGCUCUGCGAUAAACUUCAGCGUUUGGACUCCUGAGCCGUGCGCUACAAAUAUCUUUGUCAGAGCACCCCCACAAGCGACAGUUGCUCGUCUUCUACAGUAUGUCCAUUGGCAACUUAGCCAGCGCUCUGAAUCGCCGCUGCUACCCACUGAGGAGUAUUGCCUGGUGCUUGAUGACCAGCCUCUGACAUUAAGCACACCAUUGCAGACGGUUAGCGCGCAUUCCGGCGGAGUGAUUAAGCUAAAAAUGCAGCGGAAUGAUGGUAUCCUCAAAGAGUCCGGUACAUCUCUGGGAUAUCACGGAGAAUCAGACUUUGCACAAACCAACGUAGAGUUCCAGCUGAAUGUGCUCUCUACCGACAAAUUGAUGAGCAGACUUGAAAGAGGGGUGUCAUUGAACUCGACCCUGGCAAAACUCAAAAAAGCGGCAAUUGGGCAUCUGAAUGACUAUGAAACACACAACGUACGCAACCUUUGCAGCAUAAAACAACAUACCGUACAAGACCUAGUCGGUUUUGACAUUCUAGGCCGUCUUCAUCCCACAUAUUUGACUACAGAUGACUCCAACAACGAUCUGCGGCUCUACGACCUUUUGGGAUUCGAUUUUUCACCUGACAAAUUUGGAAGUUGCUGUGUCAUGUUCAGGACGCGUCACGAUCAAGAGCUUGAAGACGGGAUAAGCGUACGCUUUAUUUCGGAAGCCAGCCUUACGAUGGAUCGGAUGGUAGUUUCCACGGAAACAACAGUACACGAAAUGAAGGAGUUCAUAUGUACUGUUUACGGCCACACUCUACGGCUCACGCCGGCAGAUGUUAAACUGGUUUACAAAGGCCAGUUGCUGCAAGAGGCGAACUCGACAGGUCAACCCUCGAAAGUGUUGGAGUACAUUUCCGAAAGUAGAGGGGCCAAAGUUCAUGUUUUCAUAAACCAAGAAUACACAGAACCCGGGCCAGGUUUCUGGAAUGAGCUUUUUAAUAGCUCAGAGAGGUUCACGUUCAUGAGUAGAAGUGCGUCUGAAAACGUGAGCAUAAGCGCCGAAGAGCCCCGCAGGACUACUUCAGAAACGAACCGGCCAGCUAGCAUGCCUAGUAUUCAAACUCCCAAUGCCGUGCAUACUUCAGAAAAUCUAACCCAGUUUCCAAAUUCAGCAGUCUCUGUAGCCGAUGAAUUCACGCCAGCGCGGUACGACUUUUUCACGGAAUCUGGUUACCACAUUGAGCGCACUGGGGAAAGGUUCGAAAGAGUUUUAAUAUCAGGAUCGGAGCACUUCAUACCCCCAAACGCAUUCGAACCCACUGUAAGCAUAGUUAAGAUAGCAGGCAUUGAGACCGAACUGUUGCCAGAUGAGUUCUCCCUAUCCGGCGGCUCACUUUGCUUAUCGACUCAGGCAAUUAAGCGAAUAGAAGAUCAACUAGGCGUCAAGCUGGCACAUUCAGUGGUAGUUAGCUUGGGACCUACUCCAACUUCAAGUUCUCCCCACCCAAGUGCAGGCCAGGCAAUUAUAGUGCCUGAGACUCGCCGAAUGGCGAGGAUUCGCCAAUGGGUCGAAACAAUCAUGAGGACAGUGUACUUGUUGUUGCGAAACUCUGUUUUCUACUUUGUGAUCUUUUUUCAGUUGGUAUCGUUCUUACCGUCCUUCUAUUUCUUUCUUGGGAUAGCCCUGAUUGUUUUAAAGGCAGUCUGGAGUACAACAGAGAUUUGGGAUAUGUGGCGGGACUUGCUGUGGGGGGAGCAGGCCGAUAAGCUGGGCGAAGAAGAGCAGGUUAUGUUAAGAGAAAUCUUGAACACGAAGCCAUUCGACAAACAGUUUUACACCAGAUUUACAGGCAAUCAAGCAGUCACUGAAGCUUUGAUUGAUCGGCUACAAAAUGACUUGGAACUGCGUGAAAAGCUUUCCGGGGAAUUUCAACUGGACUAUACAGAAUCCCUUCAAAUUUCGGUCCCCAAGCUCUUCGAAAGCUGUACGGCCACGCAAUUCGACCAAGUGGGACCUGAAUCUUUAACAGAACUAUUUGAGCCCAUUCUCAAUGAAGUAGCAGGCCAUUUAGAUAACACCGCAGGGCUUUCAGGAGCUGGUAAAGAAUCUUUGAAACUGCUACGUGCUUACGCGUACCAACAGUCGAAACUUCCAUGGUACAAGGGCGCAAUCCGGUGGGUUUCGCACAAAAGUAGCAGCUUGUACAACGGGGGUCUUGUUGAAUGGUUAAUGCCAGAGCGUGUGCCCCGGACAAGAAGAGGGGCAGGGAUAAGACAGGUUUUGCAUAUCAUAUGGGACUUGCUCAAACUCUCCUGUCUCUUUGUUUUAAUUGUGCUACCCAAAUUUCAGAUUCAAGCAGCAGAUAUGGCCAACCGUGUUGCCACCGACGAGGAGCACCAGGACUGA
This is a messenger RNA of Lachancea thermotolerans CBS 6340, 2397 nucleotides long. RefSeq names its product Usa1p (gene USA1). Lineage: Eukaryota; Fungi; Ascomycota; Saccharomycetes; Saccharomycetales; Saccharomycetaceae. The transcript has a single exon. The record is from RefSeq and is a predicted model, not a curated record. Bases 1 to 2397 code for a protein of 798 amino acids.